GCAGCCCUACUACAAUCUCGCUGUGAAAUCUCGCACACACACACACACACACACACUCUCUCUCUCUCUCACACACACACACACACACAAACACACAGUCAUCACAACAAGGGGACGAUGCUCCGGCUUUAGACGCAGUGCUCGCGCACGGUAACUGAGCCCCUGUGUGUGUUGACGGUCAUGAACGCGGUCUUCUGACUGAACAGGAGCGCAGUUUAGGUCCAAGAUGCCCGACUGCUGCGCCGCAGCCGAGUGUAAGCAGCGCUCUGAGCAGCACAACGUGUCGUUCUUCAGGUUCCCUCUGGACCCCGAGCGAUGUAAACAGUGGGUGGGGAACUGUCGCAGACCAGACCUGCAGACUAAAACCUCGGAGUACUUGCACAGAAACUUCAAACUGUGCUCAAGACACUUUGAGGCGUCUCUGAUACAGAAGGAAAGUGAACUCAGGACGGUUUUAAAGGACGGCGCCGUCCCGACCAUAUUCGAUUUUACGACCAAGAAGGGCAACGCGCAGAACAGCAACAGGAAAAGAAAGAUACAAGCUGCUGCAGUCGAUCCUGUGGAUGUAAAAAAGGUGAAAGACGAGGCCGCGCCGGAGACGGUGGCACAAAAUGUAAUCGAAGACUCGACGGAGAACGCUGUAGAACAGGAGCCUCCACCAGUCAGACCAGAGAAAGAGGAUCCUGCUACUGCCAAAGCUAAGGAGAUUCUGAAGAUCUACUUUAAGGAGACAUUAGCAUUCACUGGCUUCAACAUUGUCAACAAUGCCGGUGCCGCAAAGUCGAUGGGGGGCGGAGCUGUCGGGCCUCUCAUGGUCAACCCUAUUUGUGCGGAAAAGAUUGACUCCAAAGACGUGCUGAGACUCGGAGAGGACGUGAUGCGCCAGGAGAUCCGCAACACUUUACGCAUGGCUCGCUUCUUCUCCAUCCUUCUCCAGGAAAAAACAAACAUCGAAGGCAAGGAUCAGAUCCCGGUGUUCAUCCGAUCUGUCAGCAAUGACGGGUUUCCCCAGAAGCACCUGCUGGGGUUUCUGCCCUGCGACGUGGACUCGGACAGCCUAUAUCUCAUGCUCAUGUCCGAGAUCCGCAACAAGUGGGGACUCCGAAUGGAGCACUGUCGAGGAUUCACUUACCUGACGACAGGCAGCUUGUGCCAGAAGCUAAACGAGUUCUCCUGUCGCAUGCUCCGGGACUUCCCGCAGGUUGUCCUGGCUCCCAGCGACCCUUACGCGUUCAACAUGUGGCUGAUCCGCUCCUUGCCCGUCCUUUCUGUACAGGACGUCGUCGACACGGUAGAGGAAGUGGCCGUCGUCUUGAAGCAGUCCGAUACGCUUAGGAAAAAACUGCACACAAAGAUUACAGCGGCGUACAGUCAUAUCAAAGGUGAGGUGGAUCGCGUCAAGGAGUCUUGCCAGAACAACUGGGAAUAUGGCACGGAUGCUUUUCAGACAAUGUUGGACAUCCUGGAGCCUCUGCUGAACAGCAUUGGAGAGAUGUGCACCAGUGCGCUGUCGGAGGUGGACGCAACCGUCAUGGAACAACUGCUCAAGCUCAAGGAGAAGCUCAAGAAUUUCAACUUCAUCAUCACCCUGGUGAUCCUCAAGAACACACUGUGCUGUGUCAGCAUCCUCAACCCGAGCCUGAGGGGUAUCAUCAGCAUCAGCAGCACCUUGCAAUACACUAUCUCCAAUGCCUUAAAGCUGCUCAACAAGCACCUGCAGGAAAUCCCUAUAUUCCACAGGAAGUGGUUCUCUGAUGCUGUCGGCAGGGCCAAAAAGCUGGGCGUGUCGGUCACUCUGCCGGCGGACACGGCAGCGAACGGCCUCUCCGACGGCAAAACGCCGACCUCGCCGGAGGACUACUACAGGGAAACGCUAAGUAAAAUGGUCCUGCAAUACCUCAUCGACGAGGUGAAGCGAGUCCUAGGCAUCGAGAUGGUCCGAAUCCUAAGAUGGCUGUCUUUAGUGCCGUCCUACAUGGCCGACCACAAUUUCAGCAUUCGCAAAGACAAGGUGGCUGACGCGAACCUGAACAAUCUGGCUCGUCCGGACUCCUUCUACGAUGAACUGGGCUGCUGGGAAGUCAAAUGGAGGCAUGCGAGUAAACGCAGGAUCCUACCCACGGGGGUCUUUGCCACCUUAAAGAUCCCUGAUAUCGGAUUCUAUCCCAACGUGCAGAGUCUGCUGAGAGUCCUGGGUUCCAUCCCUUGCAUCAACGCAGACGCGGAAGUGUACGUGCAGUACGACAUGGUGUUGGACAGAUAUCGCUCCUACGUGAAGGCGAUGCCGGUAGACAAAAGACUGUGCAACAUGGCAUUCAUUUACGUUAAUCAGGACGUGCAUUUCAACAUCGACGACAUGGUGCAGUCGUACGUGGAAAGCCACCCGGACAUACUGCAGCUUCUCUGUAAGGAUGAUGUAAUGGAGGUUCAACCUUCAGCAACAGAGAACAGCACUAAUGAUGCCUCGAAGGAAGAUCUGGAGGAACCAAGAGAGAUUAUUUUGGAUAUGGAGUUGGGAAGGCCGAAACCCGAGUGUUCGGGGACUGAUAAAGAGGCGUUAAAAUCUGCGCUGAAGGCUGCGCUCACUGCAGCGUGUAACAGCCAGAACAGGCAGUUUCAGGGCGGCCCAGAGGGCGAGGUCGAAUAUGUGACCAAAUCUGAAAUGAACGAAGUUUUGAAAGUGUGCGCGGACGUCGUGAAGGAUGGGAUUCUCUGUGAAGCAGGAAAUUCUUUCUUCUCUCUCUUCAUCGAUCGAGUGGUAAAGUUUGGCGAGACCGAAUUCCUCCCGCUGUUCCUCCGGUUUGUAGACAGUUUCGAUGUCAUGCAUCUGGAGCUGAUGGGAUUCGUGGAAGCGAACCUCGAUACCGAGGCGAUGUGCGAGCGCCUGUUCGACAUCGUCGUCGAGGAAUGGCAUCUCGAUUUCAAAUACUGCAGAGGCCAGGCUUACAUGGGGUCCGGGGAAAUCUCGUACAAGCUCAAGGCCUUCGCAUGCAAAGUUCAGGAGAAGUAUCCUCUCGCAAUAUGCACCCACUGUUCCUGUUAUUCUUUUAACACGUGGUGGUCGAUGACGGUCCCGGUGCCCGCCAUCAGCAGAGCCCUAGAUAUACUUGAGAAGAUAGUGUUAUUUUUCAGCGGCUCACCUGAACUUGAAAAACAGCUGGACCAAGUCAUAGCUGUUGGUCUGCGCGAGAGCUACGAGAAGAUUCACGAGUUUCAAGGGAACUUCUGUUCCUCUUGGCAGGAGAAGCACGACUCCUACGAUGUCUUCUCUCAGAUAUUGGAACCUCUGGUCGAUUGUCUGGAGAGGUUCCAGAACAGCGGUCCGCUGACCUGGAGUUUAGCCGUCAUCAACCAAGCGAAGAAACUUCUACAACUGAUCCGAGACUUUGACUUCAUCGUGGCGAUAGUGGCUCUGAAGAACAUCUCGUCUUUCACCAGAGAACUUAGCGCAGCUUUGCAGAAAGACCAUUUCAGCGCCGCUUCACAGCUCUGCCAGAUCAGUGGCAUCGUAGCCACACUCAACCGACUCAAGACUAACAUUAAAGUCUUCCACCAGAACUGGUUCGAUGAAGCAUGUUCUUUUGCUCAGAACUUAGGGGUGCAGGUUAAAGUGCCUGAGAGCGUACCGUGUCCCCGGGACAGCCUGCUAAAACCAGGCGGGUACUACAAAGAUGCCAUCAGUGUCCCUUUGGUCGAUUACGUCAUUAACUCUGUCAAGGACCAUUUUUCAGACGACCACAAAGAGGCUCUCAAUUUCUUAUCUCUGGUCCCGUGUUCUGUAACCAUGAGCUACACUUUUGAAAGCCUGAAGUCGAAGCCUCCGUUGUACGUCGGCGACCUUCCGGAUCCGGACAACUUCUUCACAGAACUUUCUUGUUGGAAGGUUAAGUGGAAAACCAAAGUGGUUUCCCCGACGAUCCCGGACACUAUCUUUCAGACUCUCCGCCUGCCACUCAUGCAGUAUUUUGCCAACAUUAACACAUUGCUGAAGAUCAUGUCAGUGUUACCCAGCACCACGCUGGAGCACUGCGGAGAAGUAAAGCGGCACAAGAUGUUUCAGGACUACCUGAGGAGCACCUACGCUAAGGACAGGACUCCGUGUUUAGCCAUGCUUCAGGUGGGCAUAAACUUUAACAGAGAUCUGGACAGGAUGGUGACGCAGUGUUUGAAAGUAACCCCAAAGACACUGGAAGGCAUCUGCCUGGACAAAGAAGCAAAAACUCUGAGGAAUUCGGAGAUAAGAGCUGAAGACAACCACAACGAAGAGGAGAUGGAGGUUCAACUGGAAAGAUCUACUAAAAGGCUCCCAGACUUCAAUGAGUUAAAGGCAGAAGAUAACCGUACAGCUGCAUCCAACAAAAUGGAGACCCAGCAGGUUCCUGAAGUUCUACCUGCUGUACUGAUGGAGGAACUGCAAGCGAAGCCUUUAGAUGAGAACAGUCACUCUGACCAGCCUGUAGACAACCUUCAGCAGGUCUUCGUGGUGGCGGCCAGGCUGGCCCGGAAAAAAUGCCUGUUGUCUGAACUUCCCGAGGAAGAGCAAGACUCGGUCGUGCAAGAGCUUGGGAUGUGUCGGUGGGACCAGGAGAACACAAAGCAUUUUUCAGAUGUGCUGGACAAUAUUGUGAAGGCAAUGAGAAAAACAAUCCUUUCAGAAGUUCAAGAAUCUCCGUUUUUUUCCAUUAUUACUGACAAGCUGGUGUGUGCGGAUGACAAGAAGUACGUUCCUGUGUUUGUCCGGUAUGUUGACAAUUUCACUCCCAAAGUAGAGUUUUUAGGGUUCCUGCCCUUAGAUUCGAGCUCGGAUCCAGAUACCCAAGCUAAGACUCUAUCGAGCGUUCUCUCAGACGAGUGGGGACUCCAGAUGGGGUGCUGUCGUGGCCAGUCCUUCAUGUGUAUGGGUUUUGUGGGACAAGGACUGAGAAAGCUAUCUUUAGAUUUCCUGGAGAACUUUCCUCUGGCUGUGAACACACCAAGUGAAUCGUGUGGACUUGCUUACUGGCUAGCAGUAAGCCUUCAAAACGAUCCCAUCGUAAAGGUGCUUGGUGUAGUCGAGGACCUUCUGCUUUUCUUUGACCAGUCACCGAGACUGUACGUCGAGCUUUCUCAGACAAGGGAAGGUCUCUUGAACACGCCUCGUGAAGCCCUCGCAGAGGUCCCGGAAACGUGUUUGUCCAAGUGGAAAAAAAGAGAAGAUUUCUUUGACGUUUUGGUGGACAUGUUGGAGGGCGUCCUGACCUGUCUGGACUCUGUUAGCAACAACAGCGACGGUUCCUGGAGUAACAGCAUGUCGAUACAUGCGCUGAUGCUCUCCACAGCCAUCAGGGAAUCAGAUUUCGUUGUUUCUCUCGUAAUCCUGAAGAACGCCUGCUCUCCUCUACGGAAUUGCAGCACGGUGUUCCGCUGUGGCAAUCCGGCCGACAUCAUCUGUGAGCUGGAGAAGAUCCCUGUUAUUAUCGAGUCCCUCGUUAAGAUGUUAGAGAACAUCAGUGUGGUGAACAAUACCUGGUUCGAGGAGGCAACCCAGCUUGCUGCCAAAGUCGCCGGAGCUCUGUCGUAUCCGGACACGGUCAGCAGCUACGACACUCCGGAGGUGGGUUACAGAGAGACGGUCAGCCUACCUGUCUUGAGCGGUCUGAUCGAGGAAAUGAAGUUCAACUUUUCAGAGUGUCACUUGAAAGCCCUCAGGGUCCUUUCUCUGCUUCCCACGUGCAAUCCUCUGCCCAUUCUCGCAGAAGCACCGGAUAAGCUGUAUACUAUCUACCAAAGUGAUCUACCUGAACCAGAUGCAGCAGAGGAAGAAAUUAAUGCCUGGGCCACAGUAUGGCAAGAGAAGUAUCAGGACAGUUCACUGCCCACCUCAAUCUCAGAGACUCUGCACCACCCUGAAGCUAAGGGUCACCCCAAUGUGACUACUCUUCUGAGGCUUGUUGCCGUGCUGCCUAGCAUUAGCAUGGAGUGUGAUCUGAUGAAGACCACUCUUAACUCGUUGAGGAGCUUGAUCGGGAACGACUAUGAAGGUGCCGACAAGACCAACACUGUAAUGCUUCUUAUGCAUUAUCCCAUGCUGCGGACUUUGGAGCAAGUGAUCGACAAAUGUAUGGAACUUGAUGAAAAGAGCCACGGCUUUCUUGCUCCGGUAAAGGAGAAUCUCUGUGCUAUGAAAAUGGAGAGUGACGUCGAUGGGGUUUCCUCAGAGGAAAAGGCCAGUAUUACCACCUUCGGGGUUUCGGAGUUAAUAAACGGCACAGUUCCAGUCAUCGCACAAGACCAGCCCACAACGACCGUACAGUGCGACACUGAAGAGUUAAGCACUGAUCUGUUAGUUAGCACCACCGCUACUCCAAAGGACGGUGCCAUGGAAAUAACUGCUUCCAACGGACGAGCUGAGAUACAAGAAUCUUCAUCCAUCAGCACAACUGGUCAGUCAGCAGCAAGCCGCUCAAACGACACUGAAAUCGGUUCCUCCACCGUGACUGCACCUGACGUCACGUCAGUCGAACAGGAUGUUUCCGAAGAGCACAAGGCGACAGCUCCGGCUACAACCGCAGAGCUACAAAAUGGAAAUGUAAAGCUUCUAAAUGAGGUCAAAGCCCAAAAUAUCACCACACUGCUUACCACAGCAUCCCAGGAUGUCACCAUGGCGCUUGUAGAACUGGUAGAAUCAGAAGGGUCAGACCAGAGUGCAGAGCGAGUAACUGCAGAACCGAUCGCUGUAGCCGAGGAUGCCGCCAUGGAAGUCAUGGCGGUGGCACCGGAUGCUGUCACACAGCCAGAAAUGGAAGCCCGGGGAGUCGCUAUAGAGCCGUUAGCAUCGGCACAGGAUGUCAUUCCAGAUCUAGGUACAGCAGAGGAUGUCUCCAUGGAGCCUGGAAUUGGAGAGACAUCCAAGGAUGUCAUUACUGAGCAAAGUGUCAACAUAGAGCCUGGAUCUGAAGUGGCAGCUCAGGUCGCUUCCACAGAGUCUGUUACGGUAUUUCAGGAUGUCCCGAAAGAUGAGGUCACUGCACAGCCUGUUAGAGGAGACAAAGAUGUUGCUAUUGAACAUGAAGCAGUAGAACAAGGUGUCCUGAGCAUGGCAGCUGAAAAUGACAUCACUGAACCUGUUGCAGAUGCAGCGGAUGUCACCGAGAGUGUGUUCACAGAAUCUGCACUCCAGGGUGUCGCUGACAAAGAUGGUGCCAGUCAUGGUGCCAGUUCAAACCCAAUUGCGGUACCCCAUGAGAUCACCAAGGAACUUGUUACAACUGGACAAGAUGGCACUUCAAAAAAUGAAGCCCAGUUAAUCCAGGGAAUCACCAUAGAGCCACCUCAGAUCGCCAGAGCAGCACAGUGUGUCACCACAGAGCCUGUAACAGCAGCCCAAAGCAUGACCACUGAGCCAGAUCUAGCAGGACAGGAUCUCCCCAAAGAAUGUGAUUCGGCAGUAGCACAGUCUUCAGCAGUGGUCCAUAAUAAAGCCUCAGAUAACAGAACAGGGUCUGAAGCCUCAACAAUGCAACCCCAAACAAUUCAAGUAGACUCCCCAAGUAAUGACCCCACAACAGCCCUGGAAGUGACUGUGAAAACAGUAACAUUACCUCAGGAUAUAAGCAGUGAAACCAACACAGCUCAGGGUGUCUCGGUUCUGACUGCAGCAGAGGACCAGAAAUCUUCCAGUGCCGAUGUACAGGACGUCACCACACAACCUGUGACAACAGGAAAUGACGUUACCUUGGAUGACCAGCGUGGCCCUAAAGAAUCAAAAACAACAUCGCCAGAUGCUACAAAUUGCACAGCAACAGUGCAGUGUGUGGAGUCUGUUACAGCUGAGCAAGCGGUCACCACACAGCACGUCCCAGCAGCCGAGGAUGUUGCUAUGGAUACCACUGAGUCAGAUAAUGGUGUUGCGACAGACAAGAGCACAGGUCCUACAGAGUCAACAGCUGAACAUGUCCCCAUGGAGUGUGAUGCAGCAUCAGAAAAAGAACCUGCAGGUACAGUGCAGGACAUUGUGAUGGAGAGCCAAGAUGAACCCAAAGAAAUGGCCCAUAAUAUCACCACGGAACCCAUCACAGAAAUCAAGGAUGCACCCGUGGAUCGUAUUGAAGAUGUCAAAGCAGAAACUGAAGAUACUGGCCUAAAGGUUGACGCUCAAGAUGUUGCCGAUCAGGCAGUGGCACCAGCUCAGAAUGGGACUUCCCAGUCCAAAGUACCUGCUUCGGAUGUCGUAGGUAAGGCCGUACCUGCUAAUAAAGUCAGCACUGUGCAGACUGCCACGGGCGACGCAAACAGCCUCGCAGAAGUGGAAGUCAAGCAUAAAACUGCUGAAGAAGAUCUCGAUCAACCCUAUGCAAUAGCUCAAGAUGGCACUGAUCCCUCCAAAGAAGUAGCACAAGCAACGGGUGAAGAUAGCACUGAACCCCACAAGGGGGUCUUGUCAUUCUACAGCAGCCCUACUCAAGAGGCUUUUUUCAGUGAAAUUCAAAAUGCAAAGUUCUUUUCUAUUGUUUGUGAACAGCAAAUAGAGAUAGAAGGACAUACGUAUAUCCCCAUAGGAAUCUGUUACUUGCAGAAACACAAGACGCCAUGCGAGGACGUAUUGGCUUACGUCCCACUUGACCAAGACAUUGUCGCUUUUGUGGAUUCUAUGACAGCAGCUCUGUCUGAGAAGUGGGGCUUGAACUUGGCCUUCUGUCGGGGACAAAGCCUGCUGACUGUAGGUGCUGCAGGGGCACAAGUGAGAGCGGCGGCGACGUUGUUGUCUCAGAGGUACCCGAAAGCCAUACGCACUUUCAGCUCCACCGUAUCCCUAAACACAUGGCUGGCCAAAUCGUGUAUCAUCUCCGAGAUAGCAGACAGCUUCACCUGGGUGGAGAGGAUGCUCCAGUGGGUGACUGAGGAUGAGGAGAAACGGGCUGUAUUACACAAAAUGGUCGCUUCCCUGUUUCAACACAAUGCGGUGAAGCACAGUGACCUGACUGAUCGGCUGAGCAGGAGCCAAUGGGAGAGGUGCCACGACACACUGGACCUUACCGUAGAAAUCCUGGAAGCCAUCAUGCUCACUUUGAACGAUAUAAAGGAUAAUCAUGACAUCCAGACAGAAAAAACACAGGCUGGUGACUUUCUCAUCAUUCUGCAGAACUUUGAGUUCAUCUUGACGCUCGUAAUCAUGAAAAACGUCUUGGGUCCGACAAAAAGUUUAAGCCAGAAUCUCCAGGGCCAGCCUCUGGAUGUGUAUCAAGCUGUGAGCAGUCUGUCGGAAGUACUUACUUCACUGAGCGAUAUGAAAGCCAACAUUGACACUCACCUUCAAACCUGGUACCAAGAAGCCGUCGAGUUCGCUUCCAAGUUGCUGAUCAGCGUGGACAAUACUUCACAAGAGUGUUUGAUCAUUUACUGUAGAGAUAUCAUCAGCAAAGGAGCGAUCGAUCACUCCAUUUGCGAGAUCUCCGAGCUUUGCUCAGACCGCGCUUUGUCAGCCGUGCGCUGCAUGCAGGUUGUGCCUUACGUCAUAUCCAAAAAGGAAGGAUGCUGCACGGACACUGAGGUCUUCAAGGUGUACCAGGACGAUCUCCCAGAUUCAAGUUCUCUGCAGGUGGAGCUCCUGAAGUGGCGCGAAAGGUGGUCGGGGUCCGACGAACAGCCUCUUCCUGCUGGUCUUCUAGACACGCUCAAUUCCACAGAUGCAGAAUCCUUCCCUAACAUCGAGACUCUUCUCAGGCUUCUCGUGAUCUUGCCCUGUUUCAGAAAAGAGGAUUUGAUCAGACAAGGAAAGAAGAGUCUCAUUGAGUUCAACCACCAGAGAUCUUUACUCGAGCUGUAUCCUUUAUAGAGUGGUAACCGUUACCCUGUCAACUGCCCCUGAAACUAGCUUUCCAUUAAUUAGGGUGUUGUAUACUGCUGAAAUCCUCAGUGUUUUACUUCCUGUAUCCUGGUUACAGCUGAUCAAAUUUGAGCGUAGGUUUCAGUUAAGGGUUUUUGGUUUUGUUUUAAUUAGAGAUCUAAUUAGACCUGUACACUUUCAGUAUAAUCUAAUCGUUUUAUUAGUUUUCGUUGUCUUAUUUUUAUCUCGUGUGUGUGAUGUGGACUAAGAAAGAGGACUGCCUACAGGGACCAAUGUCUUGCCAAAAAAAAAAAAAAAAAAAAAAAAAGCAGAAAAAGGAAGAAAAAUAAAUGCCCUAGCCAGGGCUCUAAUGCUUUGUGCCUUUAUGCAAAACCUUACCCUGACUCUUGGAACAUAAGGACUAAGUUUGUCUGCAAGAAUGCUUUCAAGCCAAGCUUUUUGGAAGCUUCCCAGCAUCUUCAGGAACUUUUACAAUUUUUUUUUUUUUUUUUUUAAAUCCUGUAAAUCCUAUAAAAAUAAAUAACGAUCCAGACUUGUUCAGUCCAGUUACGCUCAUUUAGUCAAAUAACCUGUGGGUUUUAAAUCACCUGAAUCAUGUCACGGUCGUCCACACAGCACAAAUGCUGAAAUGCUACUUUCCAUUAUGUGUCAAAAACAAGUUUCAUUUGUUCGCAGUUCGACUUGGAUGCAUUGGUUUCUGUAAACACUUUCUCCAAAAAAUCCUUCGUAUGAAACAAAGGAUUCAAAUAUAUAUAUAUUUGACUAAAAUAAAUAAAAAUGAUUUAAAUGAAA
This is a messenger RNA of Tachysurus fulvidraco (yellow catfish), 10618 nucleotides long. RefSeq lists its product as uncharacterized. The record is from RefSeq and is a predicted model, not a curated record. The transcript is spliced from 13 exons. The coding region runs from base 227 to 9814 and encodes 3195 amino acids. Lineage: Eukaryota; Metazoa; Chordata; Actinopteri; Siluriformes; Bagridae.